Molecule: messenger RNA, 2934 nt
Organism: Symbiodinium natans
Lineage: Eukaryota; Dinophyceae; Suessiales; Symbiodiniaceae
Source: the annotation of a GenBank genome assembly
AUGAGGAUUGCCUUAGAGUUGGAGACCCAGCUCCACGUCAUCAUCUCCACGACGACUGCGCUCUCCGCGUGGCUCUUCGACCAUUGGAGUGACUCUCGGGGUGGUGAGGUCGGGGCUUGGGAACGCUAUCCAGCACCCGCUGAAAGCUGGUAUUCUGCAACGUUCCACCGCGCAGGGCACCAGAGCAUCAUUCAGGUGGAUGUGUUGGGAGGCGCCUUUCUGGUGAAUGGGCGGCCUGUUGGUCGCUUGCCAGAGCAGAUUUCAGAAAGCGAGUGCUAUGUCAGGUUGUUCCGGGAUAGCAUCUUCGAUGUGCAGCCAGCACAUGGUGGACGAGGCUACAAAACCAGAAUCAUGGGGGGCGCCUGCUUCGGGUUUGACUUGGAGGAAGAUGGCCAGGUCAUUAUUACAGAGGAGAGGGAAGUUGAGGGUCAGCUGGUGAAGGCCACCCUGGUUCCACACCAAAGCUUUCAAGGUGACCUGCCCAUCUCAUUCGUGGAAGAUUACAGCCAUUGGCUGGUGAGAGGCAAGGGUGGGAAAGCUUCCGUGUACUUCCGGCCUAUCCAGUUCGACCACCCGGACAAUCAGUAUGGUUGCUCAGUCCGCGGCGCACCUUAUGUGCUCCACGUCGACUCCAUGAUGGUCAUCCGGAGCCAGGACAGCUCCAAGUUGGUGGAUGUCCGAAGCGACACAUUUCACGCGAUUUCUUCGGUGCUCCGCCGCUUGGAAGACCCAGACCACAUUCACAUCUUUCGCAACGAUGCCAAAGCUCCUGAAGCCAUUUUGCCCAGGCGUUUGUUGGAAAGGGGUGCAUGGGGUGCUGGGCAGCUGCAAAAUUUGCAUUUCCAGAUCAUCGCGGGGCGAUCUGUCCGCAUCAUUUCCCGUGAGUUUGGCGGAGAAGUGGCAGCAGACCAAAACAUCGGCACCCUGGUGGGGCUUCAGCAUGGCUUGCUACUGGAAACGACCCACGAGAAGAAGUUGCUCCUGCCUCAUUCGGAGGUGCUGAGGGAGAUCCAUGGCAACCAUUGCCUCGUGAAGAUGAACCUAGGUCAUCUCCUGAAUCCACCGGUGUUUGUAUACUCUGUCCGCGAAGAUCUUCGAGAGUUGAGGGGCCAGAAAGAUCGCGUGGCCUGGCUCUACCUUGCUAAGUUGCAUGCGCUGACAUCCCAUGUGCUCCGAGAUCCGUUUACGUUGCGAACUGGAACAGAAACAUCUUUGGGUCUCCUUCGAUCGGCUCGAUGCAGAGGGAACUUGUCCAAUGGUGCUGACGUUCCUCGUUCCGAGGCAGAAAGAACCUUGCAGGAAAUUGCCAGGCUGUCCCCAGUGCGACAAAGCAAGAACGGCGCCGAGGUCGUCAAUUUCCAGCAGUUCUGUGCGCUCUGCGCACAUGAAGGCUUCGCUUUUCUUGCACGUGACGCCCUGCAGGAGAUUUCGGAGCAACAAGCCCUUUCAGGUUUGCAAAGUCACCACCAACCUCAAUAUUGUUUGGAGAGGUGCGGCAGCUUGGCCCAAAGGGCAUAUUUCCGCAGCAGUGAGAUCUUCGGCUUGCCCGGGCGUUUGGAAGCAGAGGAGGAGGCGGCGGCUGCGCAGCCAUGUCGGCCGUGGCAACCAGAACCUUGGCACGAGAGCUUAGGAGGUUGCCAAGAGGUCAGGGACGUUGCGUUCGUGAUUUUCGGCAAGACUUUGGCGCCGCCGCCUGAGAGAAGGCCUUGCUUGAAGAGUCUCCUGCUUACCAAUCAAAGUUUGCAAGGGUGCGGCAACGUGUCCUGUGAAGAGCAGAGUGUGGGCACGUGGGAGCUUAUGAGUGGGGAUGGUCUGCGACAUUGGUGGUUGACUUUCUUUCGGGCUGCAAAGCGAGGAAGCAAGGAGAAAUGCAGCUUCAUGCUGGCUUACUUUGCUUCCCGAUGGCCCCAUUGUGUGGCUCACCUACAAGUGUUGGCCAGCAUUUGUUUGCACAGCAACGACUUCCGAGCCUUGGAUCCUCCGGCUUAUUCAUUGUACAUACAGCCGAACGAGAGGGACUUGAAUGCCAACACAGUCCAGGGCAUCAUCCGGAGGCACCUGAGGCCCUUCAAAGAAGCUCGGCCCCAAAGACCCACCCAUCGUCAGCAAAUCCAAGCUGAUCAAGAAUAUAAGGCCAGGAAACAGGAACACAACCAUCUUUGUGCCGAAAGCCUCCAGCGGUUGCAGGGUGUAGUCAACCAGAGGUGGCUUCAGAAGCUACGAGCUGUGCAGGUCCAUGACUGUGAAGACCACAUGGUCCAGAACGCUUUGGCGCUUGCAGGGGAGUUGAAUGGAUGCUUUGAACGCUGGUGGCGGGCAGCUGAAUUGCAUGCGUUUCUGGAGCAGGUGGAGAACACAAUUCAGCAGUUCGGAGGCGCUUCCUUGCGGAACUUGCUGCCGUGGUCCAGUCGUGCUGUUUGGGGAAGCUGCCCGGCCGAAACUCGGACGCUGCCGCCACCCGCUUGCAGAGAUGCCUUUAACCUCUCCGAGCCUCUCCCUUCAGAGCUGGAAGAGCAUCCUUUGGAUGAUCUGUGGGAGGCAGGAGCACCGAAAGAACAGUUUGUGUUGAAGCCGACACCGGCCUUUCAACCACCCCCUCGGCGGUCAGCGGAACUGCAGUUGGCGAGAGACGAAGGCUGUUCUGCCAUCUACGCGGAGCUUAGCAAGCCACUGCACGAGAGUUGGCGCCUGGCGCAAGAGAUGAAGUUGCCUCAGAUCUCUGAUGGUUGUUUUCCGACCACAUUGAGCGACGACCUGCAAGCUGCGCUGGAAGCAAGGCAGAAGGAGACAGAUGGUGCCUGGCAGCGCGUGCUUGAAGCCAUGCAUGGCCAGGGACGGUUUGAUGCUUUGAUGAGGAGCUGUGGGUUACUUGAAGAACCAGCUCCGCUCUACGUCCUUUCCAGGCUUCUCAGGGAGGAAGGUCAGUUGACGCAG